AUGAAAACCGUUUCUACUCUAUGUGCGACUUCCACGGUCGGAAUAGCAGCCUGCGGGUUUGCUCUGGCACGCCCGUGCAAGCCGAACGACGCCCACGACCAGCUUACGAACCCUAAUACUAUCACCACCACCACCAACACGAAUACAAACAACACCACACCUAUAAUCCGAGAACCAGAGACUGUCACACCAAGGAGCGAGAAGCGGAAGAGUGCAAGGAAGAGCUGGGGCGGAUAUUAUGGCAGUGGAAGUAGCAGUGGGAGUGGUAAUCAUAAUACCAACAACAAUACCAACAACAAUAACGGGCAAACACUGUUCCCAGAAGAGCCCUCGCCCAGAACAUCCACCUCGCGCCGGUGGCUACACCGGCUCUCAGAGUCGUUUUCGUCGUCCUCGUCCUCAUCGUCAACACCGUCUUCGCCUACUUCAUCAACGUCGCAGUCGCGGAGUACGAGCUCGUUCUCGUCGCGGUCGAGGCCGUACACGUCGAGUUCGCUAGUGCCGUUUGGGGCCCGGCGGUCCAGCUCGAGACCGCGCACGGGGAAUAAGCUGGUGAAGCGCAACCCGUCGUCGCGAAAUGCUGUCAGGCCAGCUGAGGACGGGGGGGAGCAUGACAGCCCCACCAGCAGCACCACAGGCAGCCCAACCAGACCCGCAGCAGUACCAGCAGCAACCACACCACCACAACCAACAACCCCGGCAGCAGCGAACCACCACCACUCGCCAAGCCACAGACAACGACCUUCCACUGCGGGCGUUCACCAAUCAUUUGCCCAGAGCCAGUCUUCCCCCAUCUCGCCGAUCCAUGCGUCACGGCCAUCCACCUCCGCCCUCUUCUCGCACUCCGCUGCUUCUCACAGACAUCAGGAGCAAGCACUUGCACAACCUCCUCCGCCGACGACUUCAUGGCGAGGCUUCUUCACCCCGAAACGUCACAAGCCUUCAUCAUCAAAAUACACAUCCACCACCUCCCCCUCCACGCCGUCCUCGCCAGGGGGUUUGAAGCUCCCUAGAAAGCCCUUCAGCGGGGUACGACGGAUUUACCCGAAGCAGCUGCAGAAGAACGGUGGCAGUGGCCGCGGGGAACUCAUCGGGCCGACACUGAUGCUCGCACCAACACCGGCAACCACUCAGCAGCAGCACCAGCAGCAUCUUCUGCUCAACAUCGACAUUGACAGCGAGUCGGUCUUCUCGGGGGCCGAGUCGUCGCUGUUUUUCGAUUCGCGGCCGGCGUCGCGGAUGGACGAUCUUGUGGAGUUGGCGGCGGUUAGGCGCUCGUCGACCGGGAUGGCGCUGGGAAUGGGCAUGGGCAUGGGGAUGGGUGCGACCUCGCCUAGAAAUAGUGCGCGCCGAAGGUCGCUGUCGGGCCGCGCUGGAUUUCGGGUUUGGGAGGAUGGAAGAUCAGUCGUCCCCGCCGGCACCGAUGCAGCUGCAAGUUGUGCUACCGGCACCCAUGCGACCUCCACCACCACCCACACCACCCAUCAUAAUACCUUCCACACACACUCUCACACCACAACCUCCACUUCCCCUUCUUCUUCAAACACACACUCCCCCUCCUCUCAUCAUCAUUAUCACUAUUACCACACACGCUCUGCAUCGCACGAGGAGGACAUCCCACCGGUCCCGUCGCUGCCCCAACUAGACGGGAACAUGGACUUUGUGUCGCGCGCCUACUCGCCCGACCCUGACCAGCAGCAGCAAGAGGGGGAGGACGAGGAGGAGAACGGCGACCGUCACGAAUCAUCGCUCUCCCCCGAGGAUUCCGAUAACGGCGAUGACGAUGAUGCCGAUGUAGACGAUGACAUGCAUCAUCAUCAUCACGACUUUGACCUCGAUCUGGACGACGGGGAGAACAUCGUGCCACUCUCAAUCAGUGACCGCCAGCACCGUUUGUCGCUUAUCAGCGCUUCGGAGCGGGCGUCCACGCUGGUGGGCAGCGAGGAUAAUAUGGAGGAUUUCCAGAGCGAUACGGUGUUUGACUCGCUGCGCACGCGGGCAUCUGAACUGACGCCAAGGGCGGAUCAGCUCUUUGACCAGCAACAGGACGAGCCAUUUGGCAGCGGGCUGGAGCACCAUCAUCACCACCACGCACCCCACCCGCUGCGGUACAAGCACUAUGUGAGCGGGGAGUUUGGCAGUCUCAAGAAUAGGGAUAAUAGUAGUAGUAAUAUGCAUGCGACAACAACAACAUCGAACGCCCACAAGGCAUUCGACGACGACGAGGACGGCUCAAGCAGCGAUUGGGAUGCGCCGUCGCGCAAUGGUGAUGACGAUGGGAUGCGGAUUGUCUCGGGGGGGCUGCGCCCGUACAGCGGGCUCCUGUCAGCCGCUUCGCUAGGCCUGCACAGCAACAAUGCCAGCAGCACGUCGUUUGGCACCGCGCCUGAGGGCUUCUCAAUUAAUGACGGUUCGAGUAUCCGCGAGACAAAUAGCAGCAUAUUGGACUGGAGCGAGAGCGUCAGCCCGACACCGCAGCCACAGCCUUCAUAUGCAAAGAGAUCAAAGACAAUCCAUGCUAAGGAGAGCAUCAUGCUCACCUCCUCAAGGUCCGGGCGCCGUGCUCCAAGCUAUCAUGUCCGCUCGCAGAGCAUGCCGCUGGUAAACUCUCAUGGGAGGGUGCCACUGCCGAGCGAGAACUGGGAUGAGGACUUCCUGGAUGACGAUGACGAGGGCGGAUGCUUGAAUAUGGUUAUCCCGCGCGCGAUCGAGGAGCAGCAAGCAAGCGUGAUCGGGCAUCUUGGCUGCGUGCGAGAGUUUGCCCUGCUGGUUGAAGAUCUGAAACAUCUUCGCUCGCUCGCAAUCUCUUCCGGCGUGCGCAAUGGCGUCCACCAAGCCAUCUUCGACGAGGCCGAAGGCAUCAUUGCGCUCGCAACACUCGACGACGACCAGCCAAUCCCCGCCGUUCCCGAAGCACCUUCACGGACGCCGCCCUCCAAGGGCUCUCACCGCCGCUCUUCAAUUCUGCUACCUGACGACGACGUCUUUGGCGGCGGCGGCAUUGGCGCACCCAGCACGCCGCUCCUCCGGCGCUCGUUCGGCCACACGCCACCCAACAUCUCACCGCAGAGCAGGAAAACAAUCGACAGGAAUGACCCAGUCGAGGUUGCAAAGGGGAUCAUGGAGCGGAUGCAGCAGAGCGGGGGCCACCAUGUGCGCGGGCAGAGCGACGAUGCCAUCGUCACGGGGAAGCCAAAGAAGGUGCAAUUCGACACGGAUAUGCUGCGGGAGUUGGUCAAGCACGUGGGGAAGCUCAAGAGGACGAUGCAGAGUAUCGUGGACGACGCGCGAGAUUUGGUGGAGAGCCCGCUGGAUAUGGAAGAUGGGUUUGAGUGCAGAGGCAGCUUUGAGGGCUUCGAGGAGGGGUGGGAGUUUUCGAGGGGCGCGGCCGCGGCGGGGCAUCUGGUGGGCGUCGUGUAG
Molecule: messenger RNA, 3420 nt
Organism: Morchella importuna
Lineage: Eukaryota; Fungi; Ascomycota; Pezizomycetes; Pezizales; Morchellaceae
Exons: 4
Coding region: 1-3420 (1139 amino acids)
Biological process (GO): regulation of mitotic cytokinesis
Molecular function (GO): GTPase activator activity
Source: RefSeq, a predicted model, not a curated record